Trematosphaeria pertusa is the source of this 1635-nucleotide messenger RNA. RefSeq names its product putative P450 monooxygenase. Gene Ontology annotation, molecular function: iron ion binding; heme binding; oxidoreductase activity, acting on paired donors, with incorporation or reduction of molecular oxygen. The coding region runs from base 1 to 1635 and encodes 544 amino acids. The record is from RefSeq and is a predicted model, not a curated record. The transcript is spliced from 3 exons. NCBI's taxonomy places the organism in Eukaryota, Fungi, Ascomycota, Dothideomycetes, Pleosporales, Trematosphaeriaceae.
AUGGAGUUAAUUCCGCAAAUCCCGCAUUUGCAGUCGUUGCUUCUGCUCAUUUUUGCGGCAUCGUUGUAUCUAGUCACCGGGGCAAUAUACCACCUCUAUUUUAGCCCAAUUGCACGGUUUCCAGGACCUAAGGUAGCGGCUCUUACUUUCUGGUACGAAUUCUACUACGACGUGAUAUGCAGGGGCAGAUACACGUGGAAAAUAGAAGAACUGCACCGGAAAUAUGGCCCCGUCAUUAGAAUCAAUCCCCAAGAGCUUCAUGUGGUCGAUCCAGCUUUCUAUGACACUGUUUACGCGGGACCGUCUCGGCGAACUGCGAAAUGGGAGUACUCGGCGCGCAUGUUUGGCACAUCCCUGGCAGCGGUAGGGACGACUAGCCAUGAGCUGCAUCGAUUAAGGCGGUCAGCUUUGAACUCCUUCUUCUCCAAACGUUCUAUAUCGAAGCUCGAGCCGACAAUCCAGCACGUGGUUGAUCACGCAUGCACCCUGGUGGAACGUACUGCAAGCACCGGAUGCGCAGUCAACUUGCGGAACUUCUUCGCUGCGUUCUCAGCUGAUGUGGUCGGCGAAGUCGCGUUUGGUAGCACCUAUGGCUUCCUUGACCGGCCCAAUUUUGAUCCUGGAUGGCAGCGGUUGAUGAUGGAUCUGAGCCGCGGAACGCACCUGAUGAAGCAGUUUCCUUGGGCAUAUGCGAUCCUGAAUUCGAUACCCGAAUCAUUGGUAUCGCUUCUUCAUCCGCUUACCAAGAGGCUCUUCGACAUCCGCCACGAUAUUCGGCUCAAGAUUGAGCAGACAAAGGCUUCGCUGCGCCAUACGCUCGACAACCCUGGACCGGAGCAUAGUGACGAUGAAGUGGAUCACCCGACCGUUCUCCACUCUCUCCUUGCGUCUCCCACCCUUCCUGCUGCAGAGCUUCUGACGCCGCGCUUGGAAGACGAGUCGUUCACCCUUCUGGGCGCUGGAACCAUCACCACUGCGCAUACCUUAACUACGAUCUUAUACUACGUCCUCUCCAAUCCAGCCAUCAAGUCCCAAUUGGAAUCUGAGUUGGCCGAGCUCAGUUCCGCCGCCCCCAACAAGCCAUUGAGGUUGGACCUGAAGCACCUAGAACAAACGCAGUACCUCUCUGCCGUCAUCUCGGAAGGCCUACGGCUAAGUUUCGGCGUAUCGCACCGUCUUCCGCGCAUCUCUCCAGAAACAGCGUUGCAGUAUCAGGGCACCAUAGACGGAAAGGAUUACAAAUAUAUUAUUCCGCCCGGUGUUCCCGUCAGCAUGACGCAGAUGUUCAUACACCUUGAUCCGAGCAUAUACACUUCUCCUCAUGCGUUCGAGCCUGAGCGCUGGCUCACUGAUUUGCGCGAUGACGAAGACGCAAAGGUAGGGCUGCGGCGUAUGAAGCACUAUCUAGUCCCUUUCAGCAAAGGAACUAGGAUGUGUGCUGGAAUGCACUUAGCGUAUGCGGAGUUGUAUCUCAUGCUUGGGGCUUUGUUUGCGCCUGGUGGUGUGGGGAGAAGAAUGGAACUGUUUGAGACGGGCGAUGGCGAUGUGAAGUGUGCGCAUGACUUCUUCAACCCGUCGCCGAGAUUGGAUUCGAAGGGUGUCAGGAUCGUGCUUGCUAGGGAGAAGGCUAACUAG